CUCACCCGGACGAAGCGUGUUCGUAGUAAUUUGCACAGUCCCCGCCCACCGAAGUGAUGUAAUGGCCUGUGAUUGGAGGGCGCUUCCGCCUGGGUUUCCGGUGCGAUAGAACAGCAGGGCCGGGCGGCGAGGGCGGAUUCUCGUCUGUGCUGUGGCUGUCGGUGCCGGCAGGAUGAAGCAGGGCCCCGAAAAACUGGGCGGGCCGCCCCGUGCCAACGGUUGCAGCCUCAACAAGAACGGCGGCCUGAAGAACGGCUACGUGCGAGGCCCCGCCGACGCCCACAGCCAGAUUCAUCACAUUGCCCACAAUGGAGCCUUGUAUAAAAGACCCUUCAAUGAAGCUUUUGAGGAAACUCCAAUGCUGGUUGCGGUGCUGACUUAUGUAGGCUACGGUGUCCUCACCCUUUUUGGAUAUCUUCGAGACUUUUUGCGGUACUGGAAAAUUGAGAAAUGUCAUCACGCAACAGACAGAGAAGAACAGUUGGAUUUUGUACCUUUGUACCAGGAUUUUGAGAACUUCUAUACCAGGAAUCUGUACAUGCGCAUUAGAGAUAGCUGGAACAGACCAAUCUGCAGUGUUCCAGGAGCCAGGAUAGACAUGUUGGAGCGGGUUUCUCAUGACUACAACUGGACCUUCAAGUACACAGGGAAAGUGAUAAAGGAUGUUAUUAACAUGGGGUCCUACAACUACCUUGGAUAUGCAGAGAACAGUGGACCUUUCAGCGAGUCAGCAGCUAAAGUUCUAUCACAGUAUGGAGCUGGAGUGUGCAGCACAAGGCAAGAAAUGGGAAAUUUGGACAAACAUGAGGAGCUGGAAAGAUUAAUGGCCAGAUUCCUUGGUGUAGAGUCUGCAAUGACAUUUGGAAUGGGAUUUGCAACCAACUCAAUGAACAUUCCUGCUCUGGUUAGCAAGGGCUGCUUAAUUCUGAGCGAUGAGUUGAACCAUGCAUCUCUUGUACUAGGAGCAAGACUUUCAGGAGCAACUAUCAGAAUCUUCAAACACAAUAAUAUGCAGAGCUUGGAAAAACUGCUCAAAGAUGCCAUUGUAUAUGGACAACCUCGCACGCACAGGCCCUGGAAAAAAAUUCUCAUUGUUGUUGAAGCUAUAUACAGCAUGGAGGGAUCCAUAGUCCGUCUACCAGAAGUAAUUGCACUUAAGAAAAAGUACAAGUCAUACCUGUAUGUGGAUGAAGCUCAUAGUAUAGGAGCAAUUGGUCCCUCUGGCCGGGGUGUGGUGGAUUAUUUUGGACUUAACCCAGAAGAUGUGGACAUUAUGAUGGGGACAUUCACCAAGAGCUUUGGAGGUGCUGGAGGAUACAUUGGAGGCAAGAAGGAGCUGAUUGAUUACCUUCGUGUCCACUCUCAUAGCGCAGUUUAUGCCACAGCAUUAUCUCCUCCAGUGGUGGAGCAAAUCAUCAGAGUAAUGAAGUGUGUUAUGGGUGAAGAUGGUACAACAAUUGGCAAGCAGAGGAUACAGCAACUGUCUGAAAACACCAAGUAUUUCCGAAGGCGGCUUAAGCAAAUGGGCUUCAUCAUCUAUGGAAAUGAAGACUCUCCUAUUAUACCCUUGAUGCUGUAUAUGCCUGCAAAAAUUGGAGCAUUUGGGCGAGAGAUGUUGAAAAGGCACAUAGCUGUUGUUGUUGUGGGGUUCCCUGCCACACCAAUAAUUGAAUCCAGAGCCAGAAUUUGUUUAUCAGCAGCUCAUACCAAAGAGAUACUUGACUUUGCUUUAAAGGAAUUAGAUGAAGUUGGAGACCUCUUGCAAAUAAAAUAUUCCCGUCACCGAUUGGUACCCCUCCUUGAUCGGCCUUUUGAUGAGACUACAUAUGAAGAGACAGAAGACUGAGUUCUCCCUCUGUGUCCUAUGGAGUUUGCUCCUCUGUAAUAAGACUCUUGAAUGGUUCUGAGGCCAAGGUUUUUGAACCAAGCACUCACUUACUGCUUUAGCAUAUAAACAGUGACUUUUUACUUGCACAACUGAAGUAGCUACAGGAGCUCUAAAUUGUGUUUUGUAUGUGGCAAAAAAAAAUCUGGCUUUUAUUCCUAUUGCUUCAGGGUCUUGCCAUUGGAAAGUGCAUGGCUCUAACAUGCUGCUUCCUUAUUUAUUUGUCACAGUGACAUCACUGCAGUGGUUGUGUUGCCCAUCACGCUGUGAUGUGGACAUUGUGAGUGUUUCUUCAGAAGCUACAAUGCUUCUGUCACAACAUUUCCAGAUUCAUGCCCAAAAUCUUACCACUUUGGAAGUGCAAGACCUUUCAUUUUCAGUCAGGACUUCUGAGGAGAUCAUUGGCUGCUAACUUAAAUAUAUUUAACAAGAAAUAAUUAACCAAAGUAUAUUCUUUUUUGCAGUUGCUUGAUUUAAAGCUUAGUACACAUUGUUUUCAUUUCCUGUAAAAUGGUGGCUUGUUUGCCAUUUUCUGGGACUGUUGUUCAGUUCCUCAGGAAGCAAGCUUGGGGACCUUUUAGGACUUGGCCACUUCGUCUCAGUCUGAGUACCAAAUGUUCCUCUAAGUGGCAGAACAUAUCUCUGAACAGGAUAGGCCCUUGUGGGCAUUUGCAGAAGUACUCCAACUUCAGGAUGCACCUGCUUCCAUUUUCCAGAUUUGAAUUUUGCUUUUUGGAUUAGUGGUUGUCUUCAAAACUUAGAGGAAAAUCAUGACAUCUUUAGAUUGCACUGGAGGAACUUAUUUGCCUAGAACUCUUUAGGUGCCUUGUUUUUCUUGUCAUGUAGCAAUGUUUCCACUGUUAUUUCCUGACAGGUUCUCUCCCCCCCCCCUAAACUAAGCUAGUGUGCCAAGAGCCCUGACUAUGUGCUACAGUGGUGCUUCAUUCCUCUGUUCCUUCCUGUUAUUGCUUGGAUCACAGAAGUAGGCAGUAUGAAUUAAAUCUGCUCCAGUCUUUAGGCACAGAUUAGCAUUUGCCCUGGAGUAUAUUAUCAGCUUGCUUUUGUGGCAGUCACAUCAAGCACAGUUAACAGGACUCCAGCCUUUAAAAUGGGGCAGAUAGAAGUUCUUGCACAAAGAAUCUCAAGACUGUUGCAAGUGGAGGCAGCCUUCCAAAAUUUAGGCUCAGUUGUAAGAAUGUAGUAAUUCAGACACAGUCUGUCUCUACUGGGAUCCCGAAAAAAAUCUGUUAAGAAGAUAAUUAUGUAUCGAGCAGCAUUAGCCACUGCAACCCAUCCCUCAGCCUUUGCUUUUUUCUUUCAUCUUUUCCACUUUAAAAAAAUCCAGGCAUGAAAGCAAAAAGAUGGGCAAGAGUCGGUUUUUAGAAAAUUAUCCCCCUGGAGAAUUUGAUUCUCAAUAGCAAAUUAAAGUGAGAAUUAAUUGAUAUAGAAAAAAGUAGCAAUUACAGGUAUUCAAAAAAUGGCGAUGGAUGUCUUCCAGUGUAUUCAGUUUAUAAUGGUUAUAUUAUCUUUACUUGCAUAUACAUCCAAAUAAUAUACAUGUAUAUGCAUGCAAAUUAUAUACAAUGUGUUGAUUGGACAAGGUGCAGUAUAUUAUUUUACACGUGCAUUACGAGAAACCUCACUUUAGUUCUGUCUGAAUUCUCUCAAAGGAGUACAUCUGACUAGCUCAAGAUGCAUUAGACUGCUUAAAAAACCUCUGCCUCAAGAUUAUUAGUCUGUUUUCCAUUUUUGUUUAGCAAGAACUUCAGCUAGGUCAGCAUAGGAAUUCCUGAGGGGUGAAUCAGGAUUCAGAAAAUACUGAUACUAGGCUGAGGGAUGGAUUGCAGUGGCUAAUGCUGCUUGAUACAUAAUUAUCAGCUAGCACAGUUCAUCCAACUGGAGGGGCCAAAUAUGCUAGAUACCUUGAAAAUUAACAGGGUGAUGGAGGCUGGGUCUUUCAUGCUGUUUUUACUGAGCCAUCCCACCUGUAAACAUGUAGAACCCAAAUAUAGGAGGUGGAAGCACUAAAAAUGGCAUUUAAGUUCUCAUUCCACCUGAAUUCUGGGUAUUCUUUGAAUAACUUGAGAUAUAUUACUAGAAUUAGCCUCCCUGUAAUUUGCUGUCUGUCCAUUAAAUUUUAGCAGCACUGUUUUUGAGGACCUACCACCAUUCCAAAUCUGUGUUCAUGCCAGAUCAAACACUGACCAUUCCUUUUCGCCCAGUUUUACUGACCAGAAUUAAAUACAACACUGCUUUCCUCUGUCCUCAGACUGCUUAAGAACAGUGCUACGUGCUAUAGCUAUUGCAAGAAACAUUUAAGACUUACAGUGGUAUUUUCUGCAGACCUAAAGUAUGGAAGUAAAUUACACAGAUGCCAAUGUUUCUUGUAAAACCAUAACAUUCCCCUGACUUGGGCCAGCCUCUAAAUAGGACUCAAAUGUAAGAAGUAUGUAUUCUCAAAAUUCUUCCCUUGAAGUGAAUUAAAGUGGUUAGGCUUGACUGACUUAUCGUUUACAGUUUGGUCAAGACUGGAAAUUAAGGGCUAAAAAGUUCUCACCAAAAAUUAAAAUUCAUGCUCUGUGUUGUCCUAGUACUAGAGCUGUGCAGAUUUUUUUUGCACAUGCACACACACAGUCAAGUUAACUAUUCAAGAUAUAGUCGUAAAGACAUGCCUUAUAAGUGGUUGGCAUUUAUAUGGACUUUAUAUGAAAUUGAGUAGCAAUUUCAGGCUAUUCUUGAACAUGGUUUUCACUGAUUGCAUUUUUAUUUUUAGAAGUACUACAGCAAUAGCUGAAAGAAUAGGAAAAUAUAGCUUGAUGGAUGAUGACAGGUGGUAUGUUUUGAGAAUUCUGGUCCCAUUUUUUUUAAAAAAAAAAUACAAACUACACAGUCCUGUUCAGAGAAAGUCAAAUGAACAAUCCCUGUUAUUCCCAGGGUGUUGUCAGCCCAUCAUAUGGCCUAGUACUGCACAACAAAUGUUUUAUGUGUUACAGGAGGUGGCUCUUGGAGGAUGAGAAGCAGGAAAGAAAUGGUAACAAUUGAGACUGCAAGAAUUCCACUACCCCCUCCCGCUUCAUUUGGGAGGAAGGACAUAGUGGCUUGGAUCCAAAGGACCAUAACCUGUAUUCACAGAUUGUUCAAAAAUGGCAUGAGUGUAAUAUGUGGGGGUAUGAAAUAGGGAUUGGUGGAAAUCCCCUCCCCCUGCUUGUACCAUGAUCUAUCUGCAACUGAAAGAUUGGUUUACAAUCAAGUAUAUAUUUGGUGUGCAGGGAGGGGGUUAGUAUGUAUAUCAAAAAGUAUUUAGUAUGAUACACCACAGGAUAUAAAUAUUUGGUCCAAGAUCUGCAAGUCGCCUCUAUAGCAUUAGUUCUCUUCUCCCCCCACCUCAUAUUUCAAGAGUAUUUCAUUUCAGAAUAAGUUUUUAAAAAUUGAUUUGAGAGAGUUGCGGUGGUUCUCAAGUUAUCAACAUAAUAUAAUGUAGAAAAGGGUGGCUUCCAGGCAUGAAAAAAGCCUACUACCCUGUGUUUUGAAAGGGCUCUGCAUUAUGCCUGUAUGAUCUAUCAUUGAGAAGAGCAAAAAAAAAACAAACCCAAGUAAUAUUUUUAUCAGUGGUAAACGUGAUCUGCUCUAUUGGGAUGAAAACAGUACUGUGUUAAUCCCAAUAAAAUGAAUAUUCCAAAAGACUAGCAUUUCUAAGCACAUCUGAUACUACAAGAGGACAGCCCUUUUGUUACUGUCUUUGCCCUUGAUUUGCAUCAAAGUGUAAAUUGCUGUUUUUGGAGUAACUGGGGUUGCUUCUAUGAACUCUACCUAAACCAGGUUUCUAAAACGUUAGUAUCAACUGAAAUACAUGCAUCGAUAAAAAAGCCAGGGAGAGCUAGGAAACAAUAUUUGCUUUGUGAACUUGUAUGAAGGCUCUAAACCAUUUUGGAAGUUAGGUAAUCUUUUCUCUCCCUCACACUCCAGGACAAAUGCAAUGGCCAGGAAGGCCCAAAUGGAGCAUACUAAUCCAAAGAUAAUAGAUUGAUACAUAGCAGACCCCUUUCCCUCAACCAAGUUCUAUAUCUUUAGAAGCUGGGCAAUUACCAGUGUCCAUAAGCAUACUUCCAUGCUGAACAUAGGCCAAAGUCCUGUGCUUUAUGCUGCUAUCGAACUCUUCUCAAGAAACAUGGUAGAUGCUCUAGAACCAGAGCUUGAAAUACGUGGGACCAUCAUCCAAACAGAUUCCUCAUUUUAGGCAUGUGUACUUUGUUUAAGAUCCCGUUUUCAGUUGUCUCCUUAUACUCUGGUAUGGAGUCCAGAAUACAUGUAAUACAACCUUAGUAUUUUUAGAUAUAUACAGACUUUUCAGUGCCUGUUUCUUUAAAAUACAUGUACGUCUAAGGCUCAACUUUGCUGAUAUAUUUUAAAGCCACAAAUACUGAGAAAUGUGCAAAUUUCACAUUUGGUAUGGCAUGCAUACUAGAGUACAAAAAGUACAAGAAGAAUUGGUCCAAACGUUCUGUGUGAUGGUGCAUGUGUGUGUUGAGGGUGUGUGUGGCAGGGAUAUUACGCUGUUUAUCUCCUGAAAAGUAGAUAAGAACACUACUUUAAAAGCCUUAAAUUGUUGUUCUUGGCAUGAGUUAAACUCAUCCAAUAGAAUAGAAAGUUUUUGCAAGUAUUGUGAGCUGUAACAUUCUGUGCUAAUUGGGUCUGUUCAUAUGGUUGGUAGAGGCAGAUCUAUCAAGCUUAAAAUGAAGGAUGACAGCUAGUCGUCAUGCAGGUCUUCAAGGCUUGAAAGUUCUCUCCCUGCCCUUUCCCCACAAACUUUUGAAGCAUGUAGACUUUACACACACCCUCUCUCAUGGUGAAUAUUACAAAAAUGUACCAGAUGAUAGUUGAAUAUAUGUCUGAUCAAGGAGUUUGUUCUCAAGUUUCUGUCCAAGUGGCAGAAAUAUCUCUUGAGGAUGAAAAAUAGUUUGUACCUGAUUAGAUUAACAUGAUGAAUACUAUCUUGGGCUGAAUUCACCGUGAUGUAAUAUAUGCGAGAACUGGACCUUAGCUUGCUAACUUAUAUUCUGGCUGGUCACCCUGAGUGCUUUUCAUGUGAACUUUGACCCUCUUGAUGUAAUGCUAUGGAAAUCUUAGAUUUGUUCUUCUUUUUGAGACUUAAGAUCCAUUCCUAGUUGGUAUGUUCAACAACUCAUAGAAGAAUAAGGAUCUGAUGGAAAAUAAAAAAUUUAUGCAGGUAGCUAUGGCAGCUAGCAUAUUACCUACUCAUCUGUAGGUGGAUAUUUCUAGGCAGCUGGGGUAUGCCAACAGGUGACACAGUUUACCAAAACACAGUCCAAGAACAAUGCACUGAAAUAAGCAAGCCUUGUCUAAUGCCAUUUGCCAAAUCAUGCCUGCUGUGGCCAGUAUUUUCAGCCAUCCCCUUAACUAGAACCAUCUCUACUGCAUUUAUGCACAAUUGCAGGGGGGGGGGGGGAUGUUUUAGGAAGAAAAACCAGAUAAAGAGAUCAAAUGUAUGGAGCCUGAGGCUUUAGGCUGUCAACCCUGAAGCUAAUGGUGGCCCAUAUAUUUUAUAUUACUUGUGCAGACUUGCUCUAUAAGUUGCAACUUGUCUUAAAUGUCACUGUGCUCUGAUGCCUCUGUGUUGCUAACAAUGUACAUAUAUCCUAGACUUUUGUAGAUACUAAACAUUUUAAAUGAAAUUUUUAAUUACCUCCCCAAAAUGUUUUCUUCCAGAAUUACAACUUUUUUACUCCUUCAGCAAUUAACACAAAGUUGGGUGUCACGUGGAGAGAGAAAAGCAGGUACUCCACUGGCUUUUGAGAAAGUAACAAUGCACAUUAAGCUAAGAGAGACUGCUUGACAAAAAGAAAUCUAAUUAUGUUCUGCUUAAUAAAAGACUUCCAAGUAAAA
Molecule: messenger RNA, 7789 nt
Organism: Heteronotia binoei (common prickly gecko)
Lineage: Eukaryota; Metazoa; Chordata; Lepidosauria; Squamata; Gekkonidae
Gene: SPTLC2
Product: serine palmitoyltransferase long chain base subunit 2
Exons: 12
Coding region: 173-1846 (557 amino acids)
Biological process (GO): sphingosine biosynthetic process; ceramide biosynthetic process
Cellular component (GO): serine palmitoyltransferase complex
Molecular function (GO): serine C-palmitoyltransferase activity; pyridoxal phosphate binding
Source: RefSeq, a predicted model, not a curated record